AUGGGGCUCGGAGUGAAGUUUUUAGCGGCCUCAGUGGUCCUAUCAUGUGCGAUGGUUGUGGAUAGCAGUGUUGUUAGUUCUAUUAAUCGGCUAGAACUUGGACGUAUACAAUCGAGGCUAACGAAUUCCAAAUCACAAUUAAGAAAGUCAUCUUCUACCGUUGAAUCGCCUAUUCCAGGAUUAGGACAUUCGGUUCCAAGCUUAGCGAGUAUUUUUAAAAAUGCACACCCCGGGAAUGUUGAAGAAAAUUUAAUAGCUGAUGUUCCGACAGCCGAGUUGAAUGUUUUUGGUGGAACCCCUCUCGUUAAAAGUAACCUGAGAGACAUAACGUCACUUACCGUGAAACCCUCUGCACCCAUUCAACAAACAUUUGCAGAAACCACCGUUCGAUUGCUGUCAACGAUAAAACCGGAUUAUUCGCCAAUCAAUAGUCAAAUAAGUGAGACUAAACAAGCAAAUGUCGCUAACAAACCAUUUUCCAACAUUAACCUGAGCAGCAGUGGAGGUGAUUUAGUUAUUCCAACGCCCCCUCCAGCUUUAGAAGCAAUUAUCUCGUUCAUAAAAUUUACUACAAGUACACUUGGUUCAACAUCAACUACAACCGAAGUGACAACUCAUUCCGAUCCAUCCACAACAACAAUCAUCCAUACCACACCUGGCACGACUGCAACUGAACAAACUACUUCAUCAAGCUCAACCGACUCGACAACGACCGAGCAAGCAACAUCACCGACUACUGAAACUACUCCUAUGUCAUCGACACCUGAUGCUUCUUCUUCUACCGAGCAAACGACCACUACGACAACUGAACAAGCGACCUCCACAACAGCUGAAACUUCAUCGACUGCCGAAGAAGUGACCUCUAUAACAACUCUGAUUUCCUCGACUACAGAAGACGCGAUUUUAACAACACCUGGAACUUCAACGCCUACCGAAGACGUGAGCUCUACAACAACUACGAUUUCCUCGACUACAGAAGACACGAUUUCCACAACAGCUGGAACUUCAACGACUACCGAAGAAUUCACAACAGCUGUAACUUCAACGACUACUGAAGAAGCGACAUCCACGACAGCUGAAUCUUCGUCGACGGAUUCAAGUUCUACUCUCCUGGAUAGCACGCCUACUACGGAGGUGACUUCAACUACUGCACCAGAGGAAAGCACUUCUACAGCCGCGCAAUCCUCUUUAAAUACUGAAGAAUCAACUACUUCCACCACCUCGAGUUCGGCAGAAGAAACUACUGCAACAACUAUGUAUACAGCAGAUGUAACCGCAUCUAGCACGAUCACUACAACAGAAGAGCCUACAACUACUUCUGCUGCAGUCAGUAACUCCAUCUCCGGUGGAUCUAGCUCGCUAUCAAAUCAGACAAAUGCGAUUAUCCUUAUAUCCAAUUUGCUUCCAAGUAACGCAUCCGAUGGCAACCAGCUUAGCACUCUUGGAGCUUUGAUAAGUCCCGGUAUAGCCAAUGAUAAUCCCUUUAAUUCAGCCGUUGGCCAAAUUCAAACCACUGGAACUCAGCUGUUGAACGGAAACAACGCUACGAAUCUUUUCGGAGCAGCAGCAGGUGGUAUUCAGGGUAUUGCCAACCAGUUCACCAAUAUUUCCGCUGUAACUGUGCCUACGCUGGGCGAUGUCCCCGUUGGUAGCUCACAGGAUACAGGUUUUAUAGGAACAAUUCAGCAAAUUGGAUCAUUAAUUGGAAACCCUCUCGGAAGUAGCAACACCAGCAACCACUCUGCAUCAGCGGGAUCGGGAGGAAUAUUGUCGCAGUUUCAGACUGUUGGGUCUCAGAUAUCCGGGGGAGUGACGAAUGCGUCAAGUGCAUUCGUUGGAUCAAGUAACAGUGCAGAUAACAAUAGUACAAACGUAGAUGGAGUUAGCUCUCAGAUACAGACUAUAGGGUCCCAAGUAGCAGGAGGGUUUUCAAACGUUACCGGAGGCUUUCUAAAUCUAACCAAUCAAUUCACUAAUGUGACUGGUAUAACCAUUCCCAUACUGGGCGAUGUUCCUGUUAGCCCAGAGUUGCCGCCGGGAAUUUCCCAGGAUACGAGUAUUAUAGGGAACUUCCAGCAAUUGGGAUCACUGAUUACCAAUCCAUUCGGAGGUAACAAAACUAACAGUAGCUCUGUAUCCACGGGAUCAGGAGGACUAAUAUCGCAGUUUCAAACUGUAGGGUCGCAGAUUUCCGGAGGUGUAACUAAUGUCUCAAGCGCAUUCAUUGGAUCAGGUAGCAGUGUAGAUAACAAUAGUACAAACGUAGAUGGAGUUAGCUCUCAGAUAUCGACUAUAGGAUCCCAAACAGCAGGAGGCUUUUCAAACGUUACAGGUGGUUUUCAGAACAUAACCAAUCAAUUCACUGGUAUAUCUAUUCCCGUACUGGGUGACGUACCCGCUAAUCCCGAGUUACCGCCGGGAACUUCACAGGACUCGAGUAUUUUAGGGAACUUCCAGCAACUGGGAUCACUGAUUACCAAUCCUUUUGGAACUAAUAACACAAACAAUAGCUCCGGCUCUACGGAAUCCGGAGGAAUAUUAUCGCAGUUUCAAGCUGUUGGUUCUCAGAUUUUCACAGGCUUAACAAAUAUUUCAAACACAUUCGUUGGUUCGAGUAACAGUACUGAUAAGAACAGCACAAACGUAAACGGAGUUAGCUCUCAGAUACAGACUAUAGGAUCUCAAAUAGCUGGCAGCUUGUCAAAUGUUACCGGAGGUUUUCAGAACAUAACCAAUCAAUUUACUAAUGUGUCUGGUGUAACUAUUCCAAUACUGGGUGACGUUCCCGUCAGUCCCGAGUUACCACCAGGAAUUCCUCAAGAUACGAGUAUUAUAGGUAACCUCCAGCAACUGGGAUCCUCAAUUACCAAUCCAUUCACAGGUAGUACCACUAAUGAAAGCUCUGGAGCUACGGGAUCAGGAGGAAUACUGUCACAGUUUCAGACUGUAGGAUCGCAGAUUUCCGGAGGAAUAUCGAAUACUUCAAGUACAUUAAUCGGAUCAAAUAACAGUACUGAUAAAAACAGUACAAAUACAAAUGGAGUAAGCUCUCAGAUACAGACUAUUGGAUCCGAAAUAGCGGGUGGCUUUUCAAACGUUACAGGUGAUUUUCAGAACAUAACCAAUCAAUUCGCUAGUGUUACCAUUCCCGUACUGGGUGACAUUCCGGCUAAUCCUGAGAUACUAACGGGAGUUUCGCAGGACUCGAGUAUUGCAGGGAAUUUCCAGCAACUGGGAUCACUGAUUACCAAUCCUUUUGGAAGUAAUAACACAAACAAUAGCUCCGGAUCCGCAGGAUCGGGAGGAAUAUUAUCGCAGUUUCAGAAUGUUGGGUCUCAGAUAUCCGCAAGCUUAACGAAUAUUUCAAACACAUUCGUCGGCUCAAGUAACGGUACUAAUAACAACGGUACGAACGUAGACGGAGUAAGCUCUCAGAUACAGACUAUAGGAUCCCAAAUAUCUGGCGGCUUUUCAAACGUUACUGGUGGUUUUCAGAACAUAACCAAUCAAUUUGCUGGUGUUACCAUUCCCGUAUUGGGAGACGUUCCCGUCAUCAACGAGUUACCGACGGGAACUUUACAGGAUCCCAGUAUUCCAGGAAGUUUCCAACAACUGGGAACACUUAUUACCAAUCCUUUUGGGAGCAGUAACGCAAACGGUAGUUCUGGAUCCGCGGAAUCGGGAGGAAUUCUAUCGCAGUUUCAGACUGUUGGGUCUCAGAUAUCCGCAAGUUUAACGAAUGUUUCAAGCGCAUUCAUCGGUUCAAGUAACAAUACUAAUAACAACAGUACGAACGUAGACGGAGUAAACUCUCAGAUACAGACUAUAGGAUCCCAAAUAGCUGCCGGCUUUUCAAACGUUACAGGUGGUCUUCAGAACAUAACUAAUCAAUUCACAAAUGUGUCUGGUGUUACCAUUCCCACACUAGGCGACGUUCCUGCUAGCAAUGAGAUACCGUCAGACAUUUCACAGGAUACGAGUAUUAUAGGGAACUUCCAGCAACUAGGAUCACUGGUAAGCAAUCCAUUCGCAAGUAGCAAUAGUAGCAAUAACUCUGGACCUACGGCAUCCGAAGGAAUAGUAUCGCAGUUUCAAACUGUAGGGUCCCAGAUUACCGGAGGGAUAACAAAUCUUUCAAACACUUUCAUCGGAUCAAGUAACAGUUCUAAUAACAACGCCACAAGCCCAUAUGGAAUCAAUUCACAGAUACAAACUGUUGGAUCCCAAAUUGUAGGUGGCUUCUCCAAUGCUUCAGGUGGUUUUCAAAACAUAACUAAUCAAUUCACUGGCGUUACUAUCCCUGUAUUUGGUGAUGCUCCCUCUGCCAAUGAGUUGCCGUCGGAAAUUUCGCAGGAUACGAGUAUUACAGGAAACUUACAGCAAUUGGGAUCACUCAUUACCAACCCUUUUGGACCUAGUAACACAAACAAUAGCUCAAAUUCCACAGGAUUAGGGGGCAUUUAUACACAGUUACAGAAUCUAGGAGGUGAAAUAUCAAGUGGGGUUUCGAAUACUUCAAGCGGGCUUCAAGGUAUAGCUAAUCAAUUCUCCAAUACAUCUGGUAUAACUAUUCCCCCACUUGGGGACGCUCCGGUUACAAAUAAUGCUACAUCAUCCCAGAAUCCCAGUUUGCUGGGAACUUUCCAGCAACUGGGAUCACUAAUUACCAAUAGAGGCAACAACACAAAUGACAGCUCUGCCAUAUCUUCCCAACUUCAAAACCUAAUUGGAUUCGUGAAUCCCCCAAGUUUAGUCGGCGUACUAAAUGACGCUAGUGAAAGCAACGGCAAUAACGGAAGCGGUACAACCUCGCUGAUCAACAAUCUAGCAUCGCAAUUUAUGGGGGGAUCACCAAAUAUUUCAAUUUUUUUCGCGGGACUCUCUAAUGGUCUGACCAGCAACAGUACAAACAAUGCAGCAAUAGUAUCGCAGCUACAAAAUCUGGGGUCACAACUCUUGGGCAAACCUUCAAACGGAACUAACGCUCAAAAUAUAACAAAUUUGGCCGGAGUCUCAAGCCAACUACAAUCACUCGUAGCCAAUCGUCCGUCCAACUUCACAAAUCCAAAUACCGGAAGUACUAGAAAGGAUGAUGCAGGUAUUCAAGAGUUAUUCCACCAACUCAAUACUUACACAGUAUCGCAAUCGACGAACCAACUUAUCGACACUCUGAACACAAACUCCGUAUCACAACAGCAGGACGAAGUAGUUGCUCAAGUACAACACAUUGCUCCUAGCAUAUCCAAUGAUGUAGGUAACUUUGCUAGUCAGAUACAGAACUUCGGUUCUCAACUGUUAUCUACAAACGGAGCUCUGAAUUGGAACACCCUCAACCAGAUUCCCGUGGUAGGUAACUGGUUCGGAUCGAACAACCGCCCUUCAGACGUCAAUGCAAGACCCACGCUGAGCUGUCCUGCUUGCGAACAAGUUUGCGGAACAAUGAACACAGCUGCUACACGUCGAUUACGAGUUAUCGGAGGAUCUGCCGUUGAGCCUCCCAAUAAAUACCCAUGGACCGCUCGCUUCAUAUAUUUCAACUCCGACGCCGGACAAGGAUCACUGAUCAAUGACCGGGUAAUCCUUACGACAGCUACCACCGUCAACAGCAUGCCUCUCUUCUCGCAAGCUUCAGUACUAUUCAAUGUUUACGAUCUUCAGUCUACUACAGAACAACGACACGUGCAAAAAAUUGCUAGAGUUGUCCCUCAUCCUCAGUUCGACCCGAACAAUCCAUACGACAACAAUAUUGGAAUAGUGAUCGUGGAUGGUCCGGUUCCUUUGUCCAAAACAUUUGUUCCAAUAUGUCUACCUACCUCGUUCGAUUCUUAUGGAGGAACGCAAGCUGUUGUCGCCGGUUGGGGUUCCAAUUCGCUAGGCGGUCAGCCAUCACCCAUCCCACAGGAAGUAACGAUCCCGCUAUAUUCGUACUAUGAAUGCAAGAUGACAAACGCCAAACUCACGAACAAUAACCUUUGCGGAGGAAUCGUCAAACCAGCCCCAGAGGGGUCUCUUGUAUCCACUUGUGAGGGCGAUGACGGAGCUGGACUGAUGGCCCCUUCCAGAAUCAACCACACCCAGAUGACACUGAUUGGUAUUACCGUUCAGGUUCCCUGUGAGGGCUGCGGAGAACCAAACCAACCCGCCGUAUUUACCAACGUACAGAACUACAUAGAUUUCAUUAUUUACUACGGCAUAGGAUGCGGAUGCUAGAAGAAAUUUCCUUUGGUUCGACAAUAAAAUUG
Topomyia yanbarensis is the source of this 6242-nucleotide messenger RNA. Its product is annotated as serine-rich adhesin for platelets-like. Gene Ontology annotation, biological process: proteolysis. NCBI's taxonomy places the organism in Eukaryota, Metazoa, Arthropoda, Insecta, Diptera, Culicidae. The record is from RefSeq and is a predicted model, not a curated record. The transcript has 3 exons. Gene Ontology annotation, molecular function: serine-type endopeptidase activity. Bases 1 to 6210 code for a protein of 2069 amino acids.